AUGGGAAGGCCUCCAUGCUGUGACAAGUCUAAUGUGAAGAGAGGGCUUUGGACUCCUGAGGAAGAUGCCAAGAUCCUUGCUUAUGUAGCCACCCAUGGCAUUGGCAACUGGACCUUAGUCCCCAAGAAAGCUGGACUGAAUAGAUGUGGAAAGAGUUGCAGGCUGAGAUGGACUAAUUACUUGAGACCUGAUCUGAAACAUGACAACUUCACUCCUGAAGAAGAAGAGCUCAUUAUCAGACUCCAUGAAGCCAUUGGCAGCAGGUGGUCAGUGAUAGCAAGGCAGCUGCCAGGGAGAACAGACAACGACGUGAAGAACUACUGGAACACCAAACUGAAGAAGAAGCUGCAGAAGAUCGGGAUCGACCCGAUAACCCACAAACCCAUCUCCAAGAUCCUCAACGAUUUCGGCAACAUAAGUGGCAUCAACAUCCCUCCAAGCCCAAAUACAACAACCAAUUCAGCAACCCACCAAGCUGGUCCCUUUAUGAGAAAAGCCUUCAAACCAGAACCACCUUCUUCUUCUACCACAGCAACACCAACCUCAUCUUGCUCCAAUAACAGCACAAUAAUGAUGGCCAACAACAACAACAAUGACCAUACACCUCAACAGGACAAUUACAAUGGUUUCUUCUCCCUCACGCCACCACCAUCUGCUGCCGCCGAAACGUUUCUGUCCUGGGACUUCUCUGCCUCCGCCUCUGCCUCAUCAUCUCCCCUGCCUUCUGCCGAAACGUUUCUUGGCUCGCCAAGAGAAUCGUUCUCGUCAUCAUGUCAGCAGCAGCAGCAGCAGCAGCAGCAAGUGGAGGCUCAAACUACUCAAGGGUUGAUGUGGAGGGAGUUUCUGGUGAGCGAUUCGACGCUGGCAUCUUCGUCAGGUUUCCAGCAUGAGCAUGAUGAAGAGAAGGCAAUUGAGGAAGGGCCAUCAGCAGAAUUAGUACCACCACCAUCAGUAGCAGCAGCAGAUUUCUCAGCCCGAAGUGAUGGUGAUGACAUGGUAGGUGCAUUGUGUGGUGGUGGAAGUAGUUCGUUUGUGGAGAGCAUGUUGGACAAGGAGAGGGAGAUGAUGCAGUCACAGUUUCCUCAGCUUUUGGAUCGUCUUGCUUUUGAUUACUGA
Messenger RNA from Linum tenue, 1116 nucleotides. Lineage: Eukaryota; Viridiplantae; Streptophyta; Magnoliopsida; Malpighiales; Linaceae. The record is from the annotation of a GenBank genome assembly.